UUCCUCGCUGUCUCACUCACACACACACACACAUAUUCCAAACGUCCAAAAUCCACACCACCGAUCAGGAGCGAAAGAUAUCGUUGCCAACAUGGUCGGCGCCGGAACCAACACCACCAUGGAAGCCCGGAAGCUGCGGGUGGUGCUCUACCCGUCGCCGGGCAUGGGGCAUCUGGUCUCCAUGAUCGAGCUCGGCAAGCACUUAGCCGCCCGUGCACUGACCGUCACGGUCGCCCUCAUCGAUUCCCCGCAUGACACCAGCGCCACGGGUCCCUUCCUCGCCGGCGUCUCCGCGGCCAACCCCUCCAUCUCUUUCCACCGUCUGCCACAGGUCGAGCUCCUCUGGUCUGAGCCGCCCGUGAUGCUGACCUUCGAGGUCGUUCGCCUCUCCAACACGCACCUCCAUGACUUUCUCGCCGGCGACUCCCCAGCCGUCAUCGUGCUGGACUUCUUCUGCAGUGCCGCUAUCGGCGUGGCCGAGGAGCUCGGCAUCCCCGCGUACUUCUUCUGCGCCUCUGGGGCCCAGAUCCUGGCUUUCUUCUUGCACCUCCCGGUUCUGCACGGUAAAAGCACCAGGAGCUUCGGGGAAGAGGGCGAUCGUCACGACGUCAUCGAUGACAGUAUGCGCAAAGAAAAAAUAAACGUCAUCGAUGACAAAUGGAAUCAGACUUGUCGCCUCAGCUAACGUUGUUGAGGGGCAAAGCACCUAGGGGCUCUGCAAGAAUGGAUAUAAGCAAAUCUCUGAUGAUCUGCUAAAGCUUAACUCUUUUUUUCUGUUGCAAGGUCGGGCGAUGGCGUCGUUUCCGCAUCGCUUCCAUCCAUAGGGCGUCGUCUUGAAGACUUGUUCCCCUUCACGCUUUCCCUGGGCUCGACGUGCACGUCAUUACAACUGGCUGGUGCCCAACCCGGUGAUGCGAGUUGUUGGCGUUACGACUUGUGUGGCGACGACGGUGGUGGCGUGCGAAGCUGGGCCGCGGCUGGUCCUCCUCAUGUCGGCGGUCUGAUGUGCCAAUGGGUGCGCCUUUGUCUGUUUCUCGCUGUGACAGAGAAGUCGGAGCUGCGCGUGGCGGGGCCCCUGCGGCAACGAUGACUCCAUGAGGCGGUUUCAGCGGACGGUGCUCUCCGGAGGUGCCUAUCGGUGCAAGGCUUGCAACUUUCUCAUGCAAAGCGCAUCAGCAAAAUCAGACUGCCAGUCCUCGACGUCUCGGCAGAUUGUUUGGCUGUGGCCAGCGAGGUCCCCGGGUGUUGCUCGUUCGGAGGGGUCUUGAUGGGUCGUCGGUGGCAAAGUCGGAGUCGCCUGCUCGGGGAGAGGUGAUGACGAUGACAUUCAGGCAACCUUGACGGUGUGUGUGGUCUUGUGGGUGCCAGGCCGGGCGGAAUGCCCUAUUCUUUGGGCGUGUUGUAAUGGUUUUCGUCCGGGUUUUCGUUCAUUAA
Triticum aestivum (bread wheat) is the source of this 1434-nucleotide messenger RNA. RefSeq names its product UDP-glycosyltransferase 88B1. Lineage: Eukaryota; Viridiplantae; Streptophyta; Magnoliopsida; Poales; Poaceae. Bases 92 to 685 code for a protein of 197 amino acids. The record is from RefSeq and is a predicted model, not a curated record. Gene Ontology annotation, molecular function: UDP-glucosyltransferase activity. The transcript has a single exon.